GGCAUUUGUCCAGCUGGAUAUUUUUGCCCACGAGCAUCUCCGCAUCCCUUAAUCUGCCCUUCAGGAUAUUACUGUGAAAGAUCUGGGUUUGAGAAUGUCACAGGGCCGUGCAGAGCAGGGUUUUAUUGCCCUGAUCCCGGAAUGCUAAGUGGAAUUCUCUGCCCGGUCGGUAAAUAUUGUCCACAGGGAAGCAUUUCUCCGAUACCUUGCCCAAAAGGCACAGCUUCUAUCACACUGGGUGCCGUGGACGUGGGGCAAUGUCUAUCCUGUCCGGUGGGGAUGUAUUGUGCUUCGCUUGGGAUAUCCGAACCAACAGGAAUCUGUCAGGCUGGAUAUUUGUGUCCAAGCGGAUCCGUUGUAUCAGCACCACAAGGCAAUCAAUCCAUGUGCCCAAAAGGAUACUUUUGUCCUGCCGGGUCUCAAGUUCCGAUUCCUUGUCCACCUGGAACAUACAACGACCACGAUCACGGUCGAGGACCCUCUGAAUGCAUCCCUUGUCCUGCGGGCCAAUUCUGCGCUACAGGGGAUCCUCGUAGCUUGACACGGGAUAGAGGUGAGAUUUGUCCUUCGGGGUUUUACUGCCCACAAGGUUCCUCUCAGCCAAAUGCAUGUCCACGUGGCACAUUUCGUCAAGAGACUGGAGGCAGCAACUUAGACGAGUGCCUACCCUGUCCU
This is a messenger RNA of Guillardia theta CCMP2712, 675 nucleotides long. RefSeq lists its product as hypothetical. The record is from RefSeq and is a predicted model, not a curated record. The transcript is spliced from 3 exons. NCBI's taxonomy places the organism in Eukaryota, Cryptophyceae, Pyrenomonadales, Geminigeraceae. The annotation marks the transcript as partial.